AUGACGUCCCCUCCAGUAGUUCGACAGGCAUCAUCUAAGGAUGUUCCCCAAAUCCUGACCUUUAUUCGCGAUGGCGGAGAAGAGCAAUCUCCGGGAAAUAAUAUAGCUGCGACAGAGGAGAUGCUGUUAAAUACACUGUAUCUCUCUGAUGUGUCAGAUAAUAAGCCUCGCUUCGGCAGACCACUUCUCAUCUUCUCACCCGAUGGGAAACCUGCGGGACUUUUGAUAUACUUUUUCAACUAUACCACAUGGUCAGCUGCACCUGGAGCCUGGAUGGAGGAGAUUUACGUCGUUCCUGAAUACAGACGGCAUGGAUAUGCCCGAUUGCUUGUACAGGCGUUAGCAGCUAUCGCUAAAGAGGCUGGUUGUAUCAAGAUGGAAUGGCUUUGUCUUCGAGACAACGCGAAAGCCUUGAGGUUCUACGAGAAGUUGGGAGCAGUGCAGAAGGAUGAUUGGACUGUGCUAAAGGUUGACGAGGAUGGCAUUGGUCGAUUGCUGCGGGAUGUUUGA
Fusarium graminearum PH-1 is the source of this 510-nucleotide messenger RNA. RefSeq lists its product as uncharacterized. The transcript is spliced from 2 exons. The record is from RefSeq and is a predicted model, not a curated record. Gene Ontology annotation, molecular function: N-acetyltransferase activity. Bases 1 to 510 code for a protein of 169 amino acids. NCBI's taxonomy places the organism in Eukaryota, Fungi, Ascomycota, Sordariomycetes, Hypocreales, Nectriaceae. Gene Ontology annotation, biological process: protein acetylation.